Gopherus flavomarginatus (Mexican gopher tortoise) is the source of this 6014-nucleotide messenger RNA. RefSeq names its product zinc finger and BTB domain containing 37 (gene ZBTB37). Gene Ontology annotation, molecular function: protein binding; RNA polymerase II cis-regulatory region sequence-specific DNA binding; DNA-binding transcription factor activity, RNA polymerase II-specific. The transcript has 4 exons. The record is from RefSeq and is a predicted model, not a curated record. Bases 67 to 1653 code for a protein of 528 amino acids. Gene Ontology annotation, biological process: regulation of transcription by RNA polymerase II. NCBI's taxonomy places the organism in Eukaryota, Metazoa, Chordata, Testudines, Testudinidae.
ACACUAUAAAUCGAUCCCUGAAUCGAUGCCUGUACUCCAUCUCAGCCAGAGGAGUAAGCAGAGUUGAUGGGGGAGCCGCAGCGGUCGGCUUGCCGCCAUGAGGACGGCCAGCUGGGUUGUACACCUACAACUGGGGCAGCCAUGGAGAAAAGUGGAAACAUUCAGCUGGAGAUCCCUGACUUCAGCAACUCUGUCCUGAGCCACCUCAAUCAGCUGCGCAUGCAGGGCCGCCUGUGUGACAUAGUGGUCAACGUGCAAGGACAGGCUUUCCGUGCUCACAAAGUGGUGCUGGCUGCUAGUUCGCCCUACUUCCGUGACCAUAUGUCAUUGAAUGAGAUGAGCACGGUCUCCAUUUCAGUCAUCAAGAACCCCACUGUUUUUGAGCAGCUCCUUUCCUUUUGUUAUACCGGGCGGAUAUGCCUGCAGUUGGCUGACAUCAUCAGUUACCUAACGGCAGCCAGCUUCCUGCAGAUGCAGCACAUUAUAGACAAAUGCACGCAGAUCCUUGAGGGAAUUCACUUCAAAAUUAACGUGGCAGAGGUUGAAGCUGAACCGAGCCAGACUAGAACAAAGCAUCAGGAGAGACCCCCAGAGUCUCACCGGGUUACCCCAAAUCUAAACCGCUCUCUGAGCCCACGCCACAAUACUCCGAAAGGGAGUCGUCUAGGCCAGGUCAGCACUGUGCUGGACAUUCGGGAGCUGAGCCCCCCUGAGGAGUCCACCAGCCCUCAGAUAAUUGAGCAGAGUUCAGAUGUGGAGAGCAGGGAGCCCAUACUGCGGAUUAACAGAGCAGGACAGUGGUAUGUUGAGACAGGAGUGGCAGACCGUGGGGGACGGAAUGACGAUGAUGUUAGGGUGCUUGGAGGAGUGCGCAUUAAAACGGAGAACCUGGAGGAGUGGCUGGGAACGGAGAAUCAGCCAUCGGGAGAAGAUGGGAGCAGCGCUGAGGAGGUCACGACCAUGGUAAUUGACACAACAGGCCACGGAUCGAUGGGCCAGGAGACUUACACAUUAGGGUCAUCAGGAGCCAAAGUGGUUAGGCCAACCAGCAGUGAGAUUGACAGAUUUAGCCCUUCGGGCAGCAUGGUUACUGUAACUGAGCGGUACAGAUCGAAAAGUGAGUCUCCCGGGCGGAUGGAUGAGCCUAAGCAGCCCAAUUCCCAGGUAGAGGAGUCCGCCAUGAUUGGAGUGAGCGGUUAUGUUGAGUAUCUCCGUGAACAGGAAGUGUCUGAGCGGUGGUUCCGGUACAACCCGCGGCUCACCUGCAUUUACUGUGCCAAAUCCUUCAACCAGAAAGGCAGUCUAGACCGGCACAUGCGUCUCCACAUGGGCAUCACGCCCUUCGUCUGCCGCAUGUGUGGUAAAAAGUACACCCGCAAGGAUCAGCUGGAGUACCACAUCCGCAAGCACACAGGCAACAAGCCCUUUCAUUGCCACGUUUGCGGCAAGAGCUUCCCCUUCCAGGCCAUCCUCAACCAACACUUUCGCAAAAACCACCCUGGCUGUGUGCCUCUGGAGGGGCCGCACAGCAUUUCCCCCGAGACCACCGUCACCUCCAGGGGGCAGGCCGAGGAAGAGUCUCCCCCGCAGGAGGAAGCUGUUGUGGCAGGGGAGACGGCACAGGGAUCUGUGUCCACCACCGGGCCAGAUUGAAACGGGCUGUGGGGGAGGACCCUCUUCCCGUUUGGCUGUAAGCAGUCAGCACCGAGAUGGCGGGCUGGUACUGGAAUCAGUGCAAUGCCACCAUCGGAUGGGAUGUUGCCAAAACAGAAGAUUAACAAAAACAAAGUGCUAAAAGCUUUUCCCCUUUUCCUCAUCUCCUUGGGAAAAAACAAAACUGGGUCAAUUGACUUCUGAUUCAGGGAUCGACGGGAUUUUUUAAUGUUUUUAAUGUAUUCAGUAGCGAUCCAGGAGAAGCAGUCAUUUUAUUUCUUGACAGCAUUUUGGCUCAGCACCUCGGUCUCUGUGGUGGUGUUGGCUGUAGUGGCCCUAAUGCAGUGAGUGCAGUGCACAGGUGUCUGUCUUCACAACAGCUGCCGCUCCAUCACAUGAGGCAGCAGGGGCAAGGAAUACUCACCCUCCCCUUUUCCCAGGUAGUUGUCAUGUUAAAGAAAUCUCACUCUCCUAGUGGAUCUUGCCCUGCCUGAGUGUAUUUAUCCUGUCUUAUUUUGGUGUGUCUCUUUUAAAAUUUUAAUUAAACCAUUAUUUUAGGGCUUUCUGCUUGCCCUUUCCAGGCAUAUGGCAUUCUGCCCACUUGUUAAAAGCAGGCAGCAACCUUUGAGCAGUAUUCUAGAGGUCAGCAAAAUCUGAAGCGCUUAGGCUACUGAAAGUAAAAUUAGCAGCUGUGAGGUUUGCAUUAGACUCGUCGACAUUUUUUGAGGAGGGGAUUUGGGACAGGCUGCACUUAUUGGUGCUAGUAUUAAUAGCACAGAGCAUUCCAACUUCCUGACUGGUUUCUGCACACUGCAGUGCUUCACAUGUUGCCAAGAGUUAGGAAGAGGUUUCUUGUCUGGAUGAAUUGACAAGCAAGAGGCUGGCUACCUAAGUCAUCAUUGGCAUCCCUUGCACUUGGUCUUACAUAACAGCAAUACUAUAUAUUGAAACAGUCCAAUCCCAGUGAAAUUAUCAUGGGUUGUUGUUUUAACUAUGUCUCCAUGUACUAGUUUGAUAAGUUUAUAUAAAUCAAAUGCAAAAAAACCGACACAAACUCCUCAUAAUGGUUCAGGAAAUUCAAAGCUGCUGCUCCUACAAUAAUUGUAACUCUGUCCCUUGCACAUAUUAUAUUCCAAGUAGCUCUGAAGUUAAGGGUAAGUGUAACAAACCCAGAGAGACAUGCCUGCAUCAUGUCUCAGACAUGUUUGCACGUGUGUAUGUGUUUAUAAAUUAAAAAAAACAGUGCAGGUACAUAGGUGCAAAUUCAAAAGAGCAAAUGUCUUGAUGCCCUUUUAAAAAGUCUUUAAAGAUAUGCAGUAGUUUAAGAGUUGGCUUUGGUGCUGGGUUGUAUGUAAGUGCAAAUAGGAAUGAACUGCUGGUCCUACUGCUUUCGGAGCUUGGAAUUGGGGAGGCUGCGUGUCUGAAGGAAGCCUGUCUUCCGAGGGAACAUAGGCCUGGUCUACCCUGGGGGCAGGGAGGUUGACGUAAGAUACACAAGUUCAGCUACGGGAAUAGCGUAGCUGAAAUCAACGUAUCUUAUUUCGACUUACCUCCCGUCCUUACAGCGCGGGAUCGACAGCCGUGGCUCCCCUGUCGACUCCGCUUCCGCCUCUCUCCCUGGUGCAGUUCCGGAGUUGACAGGAGCGUAUUCAGGGAUCGAUUUAUUGCGUCUAGACGAGACACGAUAAAUCGAUCCCCACCCACCGGAUCCGGUGGGAUAGUGUGGAUGGGGGAAGAUGAACAUCAGGCUAGUGGGAGGAGCAAGGAGGCAUCUGAAAAACAGUGUAAACAUUAGCACAGAAUUGACGGACAGGAGACCUCAGUUUUAUUCCUUUCCCUCCUAGUGACUUGGGGUACAUCUACGUUCCAAAAAAAGACCUGUGGCAGUGAGUCUCAGAGCCUGGUCAGUUGACUCAGGCUAGCAGGGCUCAUGCUGCAGAGCUAAAAAAUAGCGAUGUAGAUAUUUGGGCUCAAACUGGAGCCUGGGCUCUGAAACCUGGCAGAGGGAGAGUCUUGGAUCCUAGGCUUCAGCCCGAACCCGAUCAUCUACACUGCUGUUUUUAGCCCCAUAAUGCAAGCCCGAGUCAGUUGACCCAGGCUGUGAGACUUCUUGCGACAGAAUUUUGUGGUUUGCUUUGUAGAUGUACCUUACAGUGUAACCUUGGGCAAACGAAGCCUUCCUGUGCCAGUUUCCCUAUCUGUAAAAUGAGGAUAAUAAUACUUCCCUACCUCACAGUAUGCUUGGAUGGAAGAAUCUCUAGAAGGGCAAAGUAUUAUUAUCCAAUCUCCUUCUGUGUAAUACAAGGGUCACACUCCCUCCUCCACUUCUUUCCCAGCUAGCGAAGGCUGUGGUAGUGUGGCUGUGGGUUUGCAAUGUAGGGGAGGCGAAUUGGAAUAGGCAGUUUGAAUCUGGUGGUGCCAUGAUAGAAUGCAAUGAGGAUGCUCUCUCAGAAGGAAGCUUUGGGGAUGUUCUGAGGUAGGAUAGUUGCAAAAUACAGUUCUGUUGAUUACAGUAGAUCCUCAGAGUUAUGAACACCAGAGUUAAAGCCACAAGUACACAAUCAAGCAGCAGCAAAGACAAAAGAAAAAGCAAAUACAGUACUGUGGUAAAUGUAAACUACUAAAAUAAUAAAGGGAAAGCAGCAUUUUCUUUUUGCCUAGUAAAGUUUCAAAGCUAUAUCAAGUCAAUGUUCAGUUGUAAACUUUUGAAAGAACAGCCAUAAUAUUUUGUUCAGAGUUACGAACAUUUCAGAGUUAUGAAGAGCCUCUAUUCCCAAAGUGUUCGUAACUCUGAGGUUCUGUUGUAUCUAAAACGUAGACAUUGGUGCCAUACCACCUGUCAAGUGGCAGAAUAAGACAGUGAAAGCUGUUCUAAGCAGUCACCCCCAGGACCAUCAAAAGUCAGCGACCUAGUGAAGGUCAGACAAAAUAGGACCGGAAAAUUUAAGAGUGUUUGAAAGUGGCCAAAGAAGAAAGGAGAGAGGUGGUUGUUAGUGCGGAUUUCUCCAGAAUCAAGGCAAGAGGGGAUGUGGGAUGCACAGAAUAUGCUGCUUUAGUCAUAGCUUUAGAACUUACCAAAAAAACCCCAAACUAUCCUGUUCACACUAGAGAGCAUCAGAAAAUACUUUUAGUUACCUACAAAAUUUUAAGUGUUUAAAAUAGAACUUUUAAAAUACUACCAACUGUAAAACAUAAAAUUAUUUAUAUACAUAUACAUAUAUAUAUAUAUAUAUAUAUAUAUAAUAUAUAGUGGGAAAGUUUCCCUGCUGAGCUUGCUGUGAAGAGAAGGGUGAAGGUGCAGUAACUGCUAUACAAGCAAAAUUUCUCCGAAGCCGAUGGCAACAAAUCCAUCGAGAUUAAGCGAUGAAGGGCUGAAAUGAAAUAGUGAAUGCCUUGUUCGUAUGGCAUGGCUGUGAGUUUCUUGAAUAGGUUUUUACUGUAUUGAUACUGUGAACAGAGGAGAUCCCAGUAAUCUAGGAUCAUAUCAGCAUCUCCUUGCUUGCUGAUUCACUCCUCUUAAUUGGCCUGGCGAGAGCCAUGAAAUUGUUUUUUUACUAUUAGCCUAGGCUAGUCUAAAAAAUAAACAAUAAUAAAGCUUGUGAAAGAAUUUUUUGUAUGUGUGCAGCACUUGCCGUUGUACAAGCAGCCAUUUCUGAUUGCAUGUGAAAGAGCCAAUAUUCUUGCCCAGGCCUCGUUGAGGUGAAGUUUAUAGCUUGUAGCUAGGAUAAGUGUAAAAUAUGGGAGUGGGGAUCAUUAAUACUCUUUCUGUACAUUUACUGAAUGUGAAUGUGUGUAUAUUUGUGUGUGUGGAGAUCCUGGUGUCUCUAGUGCUUUCUCUAACAAUGCUGAAAGCUAUCUAUGCUAGCAGUUUGAGAACCAGGUCAGAAGGGGCCGUUUUUGAAAUAAUCAUCACUAAUGUUUCAGUUUUCUAGUGAAAACGAGGCCAAGAUGGGAGAAUAGGCAAGACACCAGUCAUUUCUACAAUAGAAAAACUACUCAUUUUUUAGCAAGGGUGCAGGUGCUUUGAGCAACUUUUCAUGACACAGUGAUAAAAACUUUAGGCUGGUGUAUAUUGGCAGUCAUACCUUUGUUGCACCUCCACUGAUGUGGAAAAGGGAAAUAUUUUUCUAGUAUAGACAUAUCCUGGAUUGGCUGGGGGCCUGGCUUUGCAUUUCAGUGUGUAACUGCAACUUUUCACCUUUGCCAAACUCUGAUUUCAACCGUGAUUUAAAGGGGGAUGUGCAGAGAAGAGCUCUGUCGUACAGUGUAUUAAUACUUCUGUAAUUAACAUUUUUGUUAGAGCUUCAGAACUAGGGCUUAAAAGCCCACUUGCCGACGUGCCCCUGGCAAGAGAGGAACAU